CAGCAGCAGAGGCGAGGAGCGGAUUCCCAACUAGGGGUCGGCUGUGCUGUCAGCGGUGUCUCACGGGCUCGUAUGUGCGCGGUGCUGGAACUCUCCAGCGUUGGGGCCCCGACACUUUAAUGGGACCCCGAGAGCCGAACAGGAGUUCUCCGUUUUUUCGCCACAAUCGUCGCUCCCCGGCCAUGCCACGAUGCUGAUAAUACCUCUGCUGGUGUUGCUGAGCCUUUUGGAUCCCGUUAUAUCUCGGGCCCACUGCGCCCCUGGGCAUUCUUGCGACCCCCGGCAGCGGAGGGACGCCGGGGGCCGCGGAGGAGUGUACGAACACCUCGGAGGAGCCCCGAGACGCAGGAAACUCUACUGUGCUACUAAAUAUCAUUUACAGAUCCAUCCUAAUGGGAAAAUAGAUGGAUCACUGGAGGAAAACAACCCACUAAGCAUCAUGGAAAUCACAGCAGUGGAUGUGGGUGUCGUGGCCAUAAAAGGGCUUUUCUCUGGCAGAUAUCUGGCCAUGAAUGAUAAAGGCCGGCUCUAUGCCUCGGAAGUGUUCAACAAAGAGUGUGAGUUUGUAGAGCGGAUUCAUGAGUUGGGGUACAACACCUAUGCGUCCCGCCACCACUCCACUGAGCAGCCACUGCCACCAGGGGGAGGCAGCAGCAACAAGCGGCGAGCCAGCGCCAAACGCCAGUGGUACGUUUCCAUUAACGGCAAAGGUCGGCCACGGCGAGGCUUUAAAACACGAAGCACAGACAAAGCCUCCCUUUUCCUGCCUCGGGUGCUGGGCAACAAGGACCAUGAGAUGGUGAGGCGCCUGAGAGACAGUCAGAAUGCACAGCACCACACACAUCACCACGGAGGCCGCAGUGAACGUCGAAGACGCCGGCAUCGUGCCAGGAAAGGCCGGGGCCAACAGCGAGGUGACUGAGCUAAAGGGGAGAGCUAUGGUCCUCUGACUCAUGGACCCCUGACCUCGGCACAUACUGUAGCUUGAUUGCAAUGGACAAUGUGGAAAAACUGUUUGGAUGCUGCCUUCUGGAUUAGCGGACGUUUUUGUCAUUGAUGCACUAAGAACAAAUCCAUAGAAGAAGAAGAAAAGACCCUAAGGCCACCCCAAGUGGUGGGAUACAUGUAUUGAAUAUUCUAUUUUCAGGAGACACACACAAAACUGUAUAAUCUUCUAAUUACUGAUGUCUCACUUCUUCAAAAUGCUACUGUCUUGUAAAAUAUGUAUUAAUAUAGUUGAAAACUUCAAUCUUAUUUUGUAAAAAGUUCUUCUUUUGUACAAGCAUUUUACCAUCAACUUCACACAGAGCUAAAAACUUUUCAAACAUGGUUCUAUUAUUCUAAAUACAGUACGCAUGUACAGUGACUCUGUAGCUUUUCACUUGUCAAAAGCUAAAAUGGCAAACAGUAUACUGUAUAUUUUGCUAUUCUGAAGUGCUAACAAACAUGUCGGAUAUUGAAGAGAGGACUUUACACAGCAAAGCACUUUUUUUCAGAAUCACAUUAAGAGGCAAAGCGAAAAUCAGUGUGAGAUGGGAUCUGGUGUGACAUUUUUACAAUGUGAUAGUCUACUGUCUGUAAACUGAAAGUACUUUGUAUAUUUUACUAAUGAUAUGAAUAUUUAUUUGGUGCCUGUGUUGUAAGUUAUUGAUAAGACUAUUUCUUGCAUUUUACCAGUGUUGCUAUUUGUUUCAUAGUUUUCACUCACCACCUGGUUCCAACAUAAAACACAUAUUGACACAAGGAAACAAGUGGCCCAUAUGUUCCAACUUUUCUAUUUGUUUCCACAGGCAAAGUUUAUCUUCACAGACCUUGAGUCUUGUUUCCUCUUUCAAAGUGUUUUCUGGUUUAGUCACGAGGUAAAUGCAGCUGUGGAACACUGAACCCGUGUGUGUAUGUCAGUGACUUCUUAAUGUAAGAUCUCAAUUAUGACUUGGAAUUAUGGACUUCCAUGUUAAAAUACUGAAAAGGAUGUUUUACAUCACAGUU
Messenger RNA from Lates calcarifer (barramundi perch), 1989 nucleotides. It is a transcript of the gene fgf3, whose product is annotated as fibroblast growth factor 3. The record is from RefSeq and is a predicted model, not a curated record. NCBI's taxonomy places the organism in Eukaryota, Metazoa, Chordata, Actinopteri, Centropomidae. Gene Ontology annotation, cellular component: cytoplasm. Gene Ontology annotation, molecular function: fibroblast growth factor receptor binding; growth factor activity. The coding region runs from base 191 to 922 and encodes 243 amino acids. The transcript is spliced from 3 exons. Gene Ontology annotation, biological process: positive regulation of gene expression; regulation of cell migration; fibroblast growth factor receptor signaling pathway.